AGAAGAGGAAGAGCACACACAUACAUUAGAUAUAUAUUGUUUUAAGGAUCCAUGAGCCGCAAAAUGAACAGCCCAGCUCCAUUUGUGUCCAAGACAUAUGAUCUCUUGGAGGAGGAGGAAGAAAAGCGGCACAACUGCGGUGGAGAGAGCAUAGUUUCGUGGAAUGUGGAGGGGAAUGGGUUUGUGGUUUGGUCUCCGGCCGAGUUUUCUGAGGUCAUGUUGCCUAACUAUUUCAAGCACAACAACUUCUCCAGCUUCAUUCGACAGCUUAACACCUAUGGUUUCAAGAAGAUAGCAUCAAGACGAUGGGAAUUCCAGCAUGAAAAAUUCCAACGAGGAAAAAGGCAGCUUCUUCUUGAAAUCUGCCGCAAGAAAUGUGAGCCCACCGCCUUUCCUCCUUAUCUCAAAUCUCGGCACAGACACGACGAAAAAGAUGUUGAAGCUCAGACUAUGAGGGAGCUGAGGGAGGAGAACAACAACCUCAAUAAGGAGAAACGAGAGUUGGAAAUGCAGAUAGCUCAUUUCAAAGCACUCCAACUCAGGUUGCUGCAAUGCCUUUCUCACCAACAACAAACUCAAUCAGUUUGAAGCUUUACUCAGCUGUCAAUCAGCUUGGACGUACAACAAACACAAAGCUUGUUCUGUUUUAUGCAAUCAACAAUGUCAUCUUCCGUUUUUCCAACUCAUGCAAUUAUGUAUUUUCAAAAGAAAUUGCAAACAAUGUGAACUCCUUACAUUAGAGAGAGAGAGAGAGCUUUGUAUGGCAUGUGACAAAUCAAGAUUAUGGCAGAGAUUUUUGUACGAAAUGGAAAAUGAUGCCCACAUUUCCAUGGAUUUGACACAUAUAUAUUGCCCUUAAGAUUGAAAUGGCUUGAAAUACC
This is a messenger RNA of Salvia hispanica, 881 nucleotides long. RefSeq names its product heat stress transcription factor A-7a-like. NCBI's taxonomy places the organism in Eukaryota, Viridiplantae, Streptophyta, Magnoliopsida, Lamiales, Lamiaceae. The record is from RefSeq and is a predicted model, not a curated record. Gene Ontology annotation, biological process: regulation of transcription by RNA polymerase II. Gene Ontology annotation, cellular component: nucleus. Gene Ontology annotation, molecular function: DNA-binding transcription factor activity; RNA polymerase II cis-regulatory region sequence-specific DNA binding.